GCCAUUUAUUUUGUUCAUUUUCGUGUUCCGUGUCGGUGACGUCACCAGGGAGGCGUGGCUUAUGGAUGCCAUUCACUUCCUGCUUUUUUCCUGUCGCCUGAUCAGCUGCUGGAGCCUUUCGUCAGACGAGAGACGGUCACCAUGUCACACCAAACGGGCAUUCAAGCGGGCAAUGAUGUAAAAGACAUUUUCGUCAGUGCCAAGAGCGGAGACGAGUACCGCGUCUUGAAGAUCAUCAUCGAAGAAGAGCAGCUGACUUUGGCCACCGCCAGGAAGGCGUCCAAGACGUGGGACCAGGAGUAUGACUCUUUAUUGCUGCCCCUCCUGGAGGACUCCAUGCCCUGCUACAUCCUCUACAGGCUGGACUCCAGAAACAACCAAGGCUUUGAGUGGGUCUUCCUUGCCUGGACUCCUGACCGGUCUACUGUGAGAAACAAAAUGUUAUUUGCUGCUACCAGAGCCACACUAAAGAAGGAGUUCGGGGGCGGCCACAUCAGAGAUGAGAUGUUUGGCACCACAAAGGACGACCUGAGCCUGAGUGGAUACAGGAAAUAUCUGACCUCAGAGGCGGCACCGCUGCCCUUCACUGCUGCUGAGGAGGAGCUGAGACAGAUUAAACUACAAGAGGUGCAGACGGACAUUAGUGUGGACUCCAAGCAGCAGACCCUUCAGGGCGUGGCCUUUCCCAUUCAUAAAGAUGCAAUGGCAGCAUUGGAGCGUUUCAGGGAGAGGCAAAUCAACUACGUACAGCUGCAAGUGGACGCGGAACAGGAGCUGAUCCGCUUGUGCAGCACCGAGCAAACCGAGCUGAGGGACCUGCCGUCCAGGAUCCCCAAAGACUGUGCACGCUACCACUUCUUCCUCUACAAACACUCCCACGAGGGAGACUUCCUGGAGUCCACGGUCUUCAUUUAUUCCAUGCCGGGCUACAAGUGCAGCAUCCGAGAGAGGAUGCUCUACUCCAGCUGCAAAAACCCUCUGGUCGACAUGGUGGAAAACCAGCUGAAGAUGGAAAUCGAAAAAAAGUUGGAAAUCGACAAUGGCGACGAACUGACCAGCGACUUCAUGUACGAAGAGGUGCACCCCAAGCAGCACGCGCACAAGCAGGCCUUCGCCAAGCCCAAAGGCCCGCAAGGGAAGCGGGGCGGCCGCCGCAUCACCCGACCCCCCGCCGAUAGACAGGAGGACGAUUAGGAACAGACCUCUCAGCACCUCCACACCCUGUGCACGUUCCACACUGGAACAUCCUGAGACGGAGGCACCCAUGUUGCUCGUUUUAAAAGAAAAGAAAAAAGGAUGACGACCUCGCAUUCCCUACCAGGUUUUUUUUUAACCCCAGAUUCAGCUAUGCACGCCAAGGACACGUGAGCAACUGCACAUUUCAGCAGUUUAGCUUUCUCCUGUUAGAUCAUUCCCAGCCAAUCAUUCCUAAUAUGUCAUAACAUAACCGCCACGUAUUUUUUUAGGUCGCCCAAAUUCUUAACUUGCAUUCCUUAAAUCACUUAAUCUGUGUUUAACGUAUGUGUGUGUGUGUGUGUGUGUGUGUGUGUGUGUGUGUGCGCACAAGCCUGGUGCUCCAAAGCAGAGAUGAUAAUUAUCCCACUCAUAAUUACAUUUUAUAUUGCAUUUUUUUAUAUAUAUAUAUAACUGUGGUUUACAUUGAGAGCAAGAGUGAAAAAAACAAAAAUCAUCUGCUGAGAAACAUAUUUUUCUAUGCAAGUGCUGUAAAUGUACAUAUUGUAGUUGUGUGUGUGUGUGUGUGUGUGUGUGUGUGUGUGUGUGUGUGCGUGUGUGCGUGCGUGCGUGCGUGCGUGCGUGCGUGCGUGCGUGCGUGCGUGCGUGCGUGCGUGCGUGCGUGCGUGCGUGCGUGCGUGCGUGCGUGCUUCUGGUGGUGAUGUCGUCGAGGAUCACAGUGGAAUUGAACACGGGGCUUCCAGAAAUAUUUCAUUCAUGUAAAUGAUUUGCCGCAGAGGAAGCUGUGUGAAUAAGAGAAAUAAAUAAAAGGCGUAGGAAAGGGAAUUUAUCCAAAAUGUCACCACAGCCACUCGUCUACUGAUCACCAUUAUUAGGCUAACGACUACGCUCACCUCAUCUUGUAAUCAUCCAGUGUCAUUAGAAGUAGACAAGUUUGGUCUUAUUUGUUUUCUUACAGAUCUUUCUUUUUAAGGAAAAUAAAAUAUUUAAAUUGCACAUCA
Nerophis lumbriciformis (worm pipefish) is the source of this 2195-nucleotide messenger RNA. RefSeq names its product twinfilin-1-like. The record is from RefSeq and is a predicted model, not a curated record. NCBI's taxonomy places the organism in Eukaryota, Metazoa, Chordata, Actinopteri, Syngnathiformes, Syngnathidae. Gene Ontology annotation, biological process: barbed-end actin filament capping; regulation of lamellipodium assembly; positive regulation of neuron projection development. Gene Ontology annotation, molecular function: actin filament binding; actin monomer binding. Gene Ontology annotation, cellular component: actin filament; myofibril; cytoplasm.